AUGACGUUACGUAUUUGCAAUUUUUUGGUAAAUAUAAAGAUUUAAAACAAAGCAAUGAGGAAAAUCGUUUAAAUAUUAUUAUGGAAAUUCAGUUAAUGAAGAAUUUGAAAAAUAUGUUAAAUUGAUUACAGUGCAAUCACUUGACUUGGACCUGUCUCUUCCAAUAUCAAUUGCGGUGAAAAUAAUUCGGAGACAACCGUUUGUUUCUUUUUGUUAAUUUGAAUAUUUUAUUACAUUUAAAGAAUAAACAAAUGUAAAAAUAUUGGUGAUAAAGUUCACAGUGUUGGUGUUCCGGUGCAAAAUAAGAAACGGAAUGAUCAGUGACUCAUAAAUUCAUAUUUUGGGGUUAUCUGUGAUGGAAUACCUCAUUCGCUGGAAAUGGGAGGAUAUGUGCGGGCCGGUAGGGCUGCGGCCGUGGGACGAUGUCAACAAGGACUUCGGGCAGUGCUUCCAGGAACUUUUCUUACAAAUACCCACAUAUUUCCUUAUAGCCAUUGUCUCUGGCUACUAUGUGGGCUACAGAAAAGAGUGGGUAAUUCGGGAGAAGACGCAGGAACGUGCUGUAGUCUUUCGUAGCUUUGUGGUUCUAGCAUUAGUGUUCAUUCCAAUAAUAGAGCUGUAUAUUUUUAUAACAAAACCAGGUUUUACUUUAUAUCCAGUUGAUUAUUUUGCUGCUGGAGCAUCAUGUCUCGCGUGGUUGGUACAUUUUGGAUAUGUACUGGCAUUGAAACAUCGUUUGGGGGCCAGUGCAAGAGGCCCCUUUUUGCAACUGAUCCUGUGGUUUUGCUCAGUGCUAGUCAGUAUGGUAGCACUACGGACCAGUAUACACACUGGGACCAUAACAGCCUUCAAUAUUGCCACACUCUCAUGCCACGCCUUGUACCUACUGACUCUCUUACCAUCAAGUGACUCAAGACCUACAUUCUACUCUCCUUGUCUUGUUGGAUCUCAACAUACACAUAGUGAAUAUACACCAUUACUUCCGCACUUGGAUGAAGGCAUACUGGGUACAGCUAUGCAAGGGACUGGCUGUUGUUCUAAGUUGUCAUUUUCAUGGGUUGACCCCUUGCUCCAAAAAGGUUUAGAGAACAAAUUAAAUGAUCCAGAAGAACUGUUUGACAUUCCUGCAAAGUACCGCUGUUCAUAUGUGGGUGCUAGGAUGGAUAGAGCUUUGAUUGGCAAUGUAGAUCAGUACCAGCAGUUCGAAGAAAUCCCUCAUGAACCAUUUAUAUCUACAGGUUACGGUGCAGUAGGGGAGACUGGUCCUCAAGCAUCUACUCCUGUUACUCCAACAUCUCGUGUGCUGGUUCGUUCACCACGCAGACAGAAUGUCACCCUACUCCGUGCCCUGCAUGCAUGCUUUGCAUUCCAGUUCUAUAGCAUCGGCAUACUAAAGCUCGUGUCGGAUAUGGCAGGGUUUGCAGGACCCAUACUGCUAAAUAGACUCAUUGUGUUUGUUCAAGACGAAUCCAUAGAUCAACAUUUAGGGUACUCCUAUGCAGCAGCACUAAUGGCCGCCACAUUGAUAUCAGCUCUGUUCAACGUCCACUUUAACUGGCUGAUGUCUCUCAUCGGAUUGAAGAUGCGAGGCGCCAUAGUCGCGACGAUCCUUAGGAAGACACUCAGCGUUACUUCCACAGAACUGACUAAGAGGUUCUCAGUGGGGGAAAUAACCAACUUCAUGUCUACUGAUACUGAUAGGAUCGUCAAUUCCUGUCCCAGUUUCCAUGCAUUGUGGAGUAUACCUUUACAGCUAGUCAUCACUCUAUUUCUGCUUUACCAACAAGUCGGCAUAUCUUUCUUAGCUGGCAUAGCAUUCUCUGUAAUCUUAAUACCCAUAAACAAAGUCAUAGCUAACAAAAUCGGUCAGCUGAGUAACGACAUGAUGACGCACAAAGAUUCCCGUGUCAGUCUGAUAAGUGAUCUACUGAAAGGCAUCAGAACUGUUAAAGUCCACGUUUGGGAAGACUACUUCAUAGAAAGAGUUACUGAGGCUCGCUCUCAAGAGUUGAAAUACCUGCGCGGGCGCAAGUACCUGGACGCGAUCUGCGUGGUGCUGUGGGCGACCACGCCCGUGCUGGUGGCAGCACUGACGCUCGGCACGCAUGCGCUGCGCGGCCAACAGCUGGAUGCGCCUACUGUUUUCACAACAGUAGCACUCAUCAAUAUGCUGAUAGCUCCACUGAACGCAUUUCCCUGGGUACUGAAUGGUCUCACCGAGGCCUGGGUCUCCAUCAAACGCAUACAAAAACUCUUGGACCUUCCAGAUAUGGAUUCGGAAGUCUAUUACGAUAGAGUCAAUACGAAUCACGAUGAGGACAAAGUUAUUAUAUUUAAGAACGCGUCGUUUGCGUGGGCUAAGCCUUCGAAACGUCGUAAACAUCCUCAAAGGACGAAGAAGAACAAGGGCAAGUCCAAGAAGCGCUUGUCAAUACAACGACGCGACUCUACUUCUUCGUCUGAAGCGUUGUUGCACGAUGAACCUUUUGCUUUGAAGGAUAUUUCUUUGGAGAUUGGCAAGGGGGAAUUAAUUGGUAUCACUGGUAGUGUCGGAUGCGGGAAAUCCUCUUUAUUGCUCGCUAUUAUUGGCGACAUGACGAAGCAAAGCGGCGAUAUACAGAUUCCGGAAAGUUUAAACGGUUUUGGUUACGUGUCGCAGAAGCCUUGGUUGGUUCGCGGAACUAUUCGCGACAAUAUUCUGUUUGGGAAACCUUACGAUGAAGGCAAAUUCCGCAGUGUGGUUGACGCAUGCGCUCUCACUGAAGACCUCAAUGUACUGGGUUGGAAUGCUUAUGUAGGCGAAGGUGGUUGCACACUGAGCGGCGGUCAGCGCGCACGCAUCGCUCUAGCUCGAGCGGUUUAUCAAGAUAAACAAGUAUACCUGUUGGACGACAUAUUCUCCGGCCUGGACGGCGUGGUAGCCUCCCACAUAAUGCAGCGCUGCGUACUGGGGCUAUUACGUCAUACCACGCGGGUACUGGUUGCCCACUCGCCGAGACAUCUCGCCAAGACUCACACCACUGUGUUGCUAAGAGACGGCGAGGUUGUCAAACAAGGUCCACCUGAAAUUAUUCUCAACGACAUCGAAGAGUUUCUCCCGAGCGAAACGGAAUCUAUCGGAGAAGAACCUGCCAAGCCGGUUGCCCCGCCGACGGACAACAUCGAUACCGUCAGCAGAAACAGUUUGGAAGAUGAGGAAACGAUGUCGCAAGGCACUGUCGGGUGGUGGGUCAUUGGGCUAUAUUUGAGAGCGGUCGGGUGGUGCCUGACCGUCAUAAUUUUCCUCUCCCUCGUCCUGAUGCAGCUUUCCCAAAACUUCACCUUCCUCUGGCUCACAUUCUGGCUCAAAAGCCGACCGAAGAACUCUACCACAGACGAUGUGUCUUUACACGAUAAUAACACACUUAUGGACCACGGGUUUAAUACUGUCGACAGUUUAAUACAUACUGUAUUAAAUACUUCUAUGUCGCUAAUACAUGAUAUCGUGUCUCCUGCAAACCGGACAUAUUUAAAAGCUAAUACACUAGAAGUGCCGUUAAGCAAUGUAACGCCGGCGCCUACUUACUCGGAUAACUUUUAUUUGGAAAUGUACUUCGGCCUCGCAGUACUGAAUCUGGUGUUUACGAUAAUGCGGGCGUUUCUCUUCGCCUAUGGAGGAGUCAAAGCUGCCGCCAAAAUACAUCGGGCUCUGCUCAAAGUUAUUGUUAAGGCAAAAGUGAAGUUUUUCGACGUGACGCCUAUAGGGCGUAUUGUGAACAGAUUCUCAUCGGAUACAUAUACUGUGGAUGAUUCGCUGCCUUUCAUUUUGAACAUAUUACUCGCUCAAUGCUUUUCGUUAAUCGGUGCGAUAGCGGUGACGGUGUACGGGUUGCCAUGGUUGCUGGUAGCUGUACUACCCCUCGCCGCCGUGUACUACUGGCUGCAGCGCCGGUACCGCGUCACCUCGCGCCAGCUCAAACGCCUGCAAAGCGUCACGCUCUCGCCCGUCUACGUACACUUCAACGACACUUUAGAAGGUCUGACCACCAUCCGCGCGCUGGGCUCAGACACGAGCAGCCGCUGGGCAUCGCGCGGGGCGGAGGGCGUGGAGGCGUGGCAGCGGGCGGCGAUGUGCGCAGCCGCGGCAGCGCAGUGGCUGGCGCUGCGGCUGCAGGCCGCCGCCGCCGCGCUCGUGGCCGGCGCCGCGCUGCUGGCGGUGCUGCAGCGAGGGACACCCGCCGCGGACGCCGGGUUAGUGGGUCUCGCCAUAUCGUACGCGCUGUCUAUGACGUCGAUGUUGAGCAACGUACUCAACGCCUUCACCGAGACAGAGAGAGAAAUGAUAGCAGUGGAGCGAGUCGGCGAAUAUAUCAAACAGGUGGAAAGUGAAGAGACAGACGGAGAAACGCCUCCAUACGGAUGGCCGUCUCAGGGCGUCAUUACCUUCGAUGAUGUUUAUCUUAAAUACAGCGGGAAAGAAAAUGGGUCGAUGGCUUUACAGGGCGUUACGUUCUCGACGUUUCCGGGGGAGAAGCUGGGCGUGGUGGGGCGCACCGGGGCCGGCAAGAGCUCGCUGCUGGCCGCGCUGCUGCGGCUGGCGGCGCCGGCGCGGGGCCGUCUGCUGCUGGACGGCGUGGACCUGGCCUCGCUCACCUUGCGCGCGCUCAGGUCGCGUAUCGGCAUGAUACCGCAGGAGCCGUUCAUAUUCUCGGGCACGGUCCGCGAGAACGUGGACCCGCUGCAGCAGUACCACGACGCGGAGGUGUGGCGCGCGCUGGACGCCUGCGGGCUGCGGCCGGCGCUGCAGGCGCGGGGCGGGCUGGGCGCCGCCGCCGCGGGGCUGAGUCGCGGCCGCGCGCAGCUGCUGUGCCUCGCCAGGGCCGUGCUGCAGCGCGCUAAGGUCCUAUUAGUAGACGAAGCGACAGCAAAUCUGGAUCAAGAAACGGAGCGGAUGAUCCUGGACACCAUUCGGAGUUCCUUCGGCGGGUCCACGGUGGUUUUCGUAGCGCAUAGAGUGGCCGGGGUUUUAGAAUGUGCGAGAGUGCUGGUACUAGGCUCCGGGCGCUUGCUGGAGCUCCGGGCGCCGGACGACGCCCUCGCCGACCCCACUUCGCAUCUAUACCGCCUCGUACACCCCGACGGACAUUACGACAGUUAGUCAUCGUAUAUGACGCUUCGAUUCCAGUAAUACCAACCCAUGGGAUCAUUAAAGGUUACAUAGUUAUUAUAAGUGAACUAAAACCAUAUUUAAAAAUGAUCCGCAAAUAAUUUGGUACUAAAAAGUAUAUUUCACCUUGAAUGAUACCAACUUAACCCUUUCACGGACAGAGACCAUGGGUCAUUGAUGGUUCAUAGAUAGUAUGACACCUUGGAAUCGGAACGUCAUUAGACGUUCUGUCCUUGAA
This is a messenger RNA of Pectinophora gossypiella (pink bollworm), 5384 nucleotides long. RefSeq lists its product as uncharacterized. Lineage: Eukaryota; Metazoa; Arthropoda; Insecta; Lepidoptera; Gelechiidae. The transcript is spliced from 22 exons. Gene Ontology annotation, cellular component: membrane. Gene Ontology annotation, biological process: transmembrane transport. Gene Ontology annotation, molecular function: ABC-type transporter activity; ATP binding; ATP hydrolysis activity. The record is from RefSeq and is a predicted model, not a curated record. The coding region runs from base 356 to 5137 and encodes 1593 amino acids.